CACAAAUCACUUAGAUCUCGAAUUUUGAGCUUUCGACUCCCGCAACGCCGACACUUUCCCCGGACCAACACCACCAAUUGUGUCGACACCGGUCAUCUCGUCAAAAUGCUUAUUCCCAAGGCUGACCGCAAGGCGAUCCAUGAGUACCUCUUCCGUGAGGGCGUCAUGGUCGCUGAGAAGAACUAUGAGUCGACCCACGAGACCGGCAUCCGCAACCUUUUUGUCAUCAAGGCUUGCCAGUCUUUGACCUCGCGCGGCUACGUCAAGACCCAGUUCUCGUGGCAGUACUACUACUACACCCUCACCCCCGAGGGUCUCGACUACCUCCGCGAGUGGCUCCACCUCCCCGCUGAGAUCGUCCCCGCUACCCACAUCAAGUCGCAGCGGUCUCACGCUCCCCCCCGUGGCAUGCUCGGUGGUGAGGAGCGCCGCGAGCGCCCCUUCGGUGGCCGUGGCCGUGGUGACCGUGAGGGCGGUUACCGCCGCCGUGAGGCUGGUGAGGGUAAGGAGGGUGGUGCCCCCGGCGAGUUCGCUCCCCAGUUCCGUGGUGGUUUCGGUCGUGGCCGCGCCGGCCGUGGUGAGGCCCCUCCUUCGUAAAUGUCGGAAGGCGGAAAAAUCUCUCUCAAUCUUGGGUUGCCUGAACCACAGGCAUAAAACAGCAUGGGCACGACAUGUACUCUUAAGUCUUCACGAGAAAGAGUGAAAGGGUCGACCAGCGAUUGCACACCUACUCGCCGGGAACCGUGAGUGGUUUGUGAGGAGUUUGGUGGAUAGA
Messenger RNA from Neurospora tetraspora, 775 nucleotides. RefSeq names its product Plectin/S10 domain-containing protein. The record is from RefSeq and is a predicted model, not a curated record. The transcript has 4 exons. Bases 106 to 597 code for a protein of 163 amino acids. Gene Ontology annotation, molecular function: RNA binding; structural constituent of ribosome. Lineage: Eukaryota; Fungi; Ascomycota; Sordariomycetes; Sordariales; Sordariaceae. Gene Ontology annotation, cellular component: cytosolic small ribosomal subunit.